GAAAAUAAACAUUGAUCUGUUCUUUAUUUAAAUAACAAAAUAUGUGAAUUAUUAUAUUUAAAUAAACAACAACAUUCAUUUAAAUUUCAUUAAUCGAUAACAAGAUUAUAUUAAGUUAACUGUUCAAGACUAAAUAUUACCGUUUAUGAUUUCAUUUUACGUAGUUUAAGUACAAAGUAACCUUAUUGAUAUAAUUUCUCAAUGCAAAUUAUUUAUACAUAUAAAUUUGCCUAGAAUAUUGAUUAUUCUCUGAUCUUAAUGGUCCAUUUAUUAGCUUUUUUUUUUUAAAUUCUACUUUAUUAUUAUUUUCCUUCCUUUCUGCGGAUGAUGUUAACUACUUGCGGUGUAGUUAAACGUGUGCUUUUAAUUUUGAAAUACGGCCUUAUCGAACAAACAUAUGAUGCAAACGUGCCAGUCGUGACCAUUUCAUGCAUUUAUGAAGGAGUUUAAAUGCAUCUGUGUUUAACUAUAAAAUCCUAAAUUAAUAGACUGUAAGCAAUGUUGCAGUUAUUGCACCGAGGAAGGCAGUGUUUGCACCAAGCUGCUGUUGUUUGCAACAGCUGCAACCUGUUGCCUACCUUCACUGCACUUCCAUUCACAAGAACACAAAGAAACUUCCAAACAGAUUCUGUAUAUUUACAAAAGAACAAACCUGAACCUGAAAUUGACCUUCAAAAAAAUCCUUAUUAUGAGAAAUACACUGAAAAGUUGAAGGCACUCCAAGAAACAGACCCUGAAAUAUACAGUAAAAAGCUCGAGGAAUUAAAAGAGAGUUUAAAACCAAAAGCAGCCCCUGUUGUGAACCCUAAAACAAAAGAAAAGGUACAGAAGAAACCAACUGAGAAAAAAACAGUCCCUAAACUGGUGUUAAAUGAUAUUGUAAAAUUAGAGCUAUUGAGACAAGAAACACCUGAAAAUAUUGAAAAGAUUUGGAUGCAGUUCCACAGUGUCAAAGACUGCGUGUAUGGUGUCAUAAAGGAAAUGGAUUAUGAUGAAGUUAUGAGCAAGGCUAAACUGUGUCCUUCGUUUGUAUAUCCACUGCCACGUCAGGAUGGCUACGAGUUCUUCUACCAACAAUUUUCUGGAAGUGAAGUAUAUUUCACACCUGUGGCCCUCUUUCAGAAACACAAAGAGAAUGCUCCCCCCUGCGUCACAAUGCAGCAUUUUACUGAGCUGAAAAAGGAGAAAGGUUUGGUGCUAAUGUCUGGAGAUUAUGAUACUAAAAUAUUGGACAAAACAAAUGCCCUGAACCUGGCUCGACAACUCACCCUGUUCUAUGGUCGAAAUGCUGCCGAAAGGUUCACGCUGGUGAGGAUCUUCAACUACAUGCCACAGAAGUUUAAUUACAAUGACUUAAUUACAGAAUACAAAGGAUGUAAAAAGUUUCUAGAAUCAUCCAUUAUAGAGUGCAGCUGAGAUGAAGGGCAAGGUGCAUAUAUAUAUAUAUAUAUAUAUAGAUCAUCAUCGUUGGACGAUAUAUAUAUGAACUGUAAUGUCGGGUGGGAUCUAAAAAUUGCCAGCUUCUAGAAACAUCUGAAAAUCAUUUCAUUGUUAUAAAUUUUUAAAAAUAAAUUUUAAAAGAACAAAUUAAUAAAAUGUUUCAAA
Molecule: messenger RNA, 1605 nt
Organism: Octopus bimaculoides (California two-spot octopus)
Lineage: Eukaryota; Metazoa; Mollusca; Cephalopoda; Octopoda; Octopodidae
Product: ATP synthase mitochondrial F1 complex assembly factor 1
Biological process (GO): mitochondrial proton-transporting ATP synthase complex assembly
Cellular component (GO): mitochondrion
Source: RefSeq, a predicted model, not a curated record